Esox lucius (northern pike) is the source of this 839-nucleotide messenger RNA. It is a transcript of the gene lect2, whose product is annotated as leukocyte cell-derived chemotaxin 2. The record is from RefSeq and is marked provisional. Lineage: Eukaryota; Metazoa; Chordata; Actinopteri; Esociformes; Esocidae.
UUACUUCAGAAGAUAUUUAAAGCACACAUGUUCAUUCAGAAGCAUAGUCUCAAUUUCAACAAGACCCUGUAAAGAUUUUCCUUGUGCAAAAGCUUUACCUCAGGCUUCAACAUGAAAGCAGCUCUCCUAUUUACCAUGGUCCUCAUAGCUGUUAUGUCAGAAUGUCAGUCGGUGAGGUUUGGCCAGCUGUGCAGUGGAAACUCCAGCAACCGAAGAAGGACUAGUGACAGCUGGGGACAGGGGAAGUACGGUGCAGGCAGACAAGAGCGCACCCACCAGGGCCUGGACAUAGUGUGUAAUGACGGGGCCACUGUGUACGCGCCGUUCAACGUGAAGCUCAAUGGCAAAGUCAUAGUCUACACAGACCCAAAGAAGGCAGCCAUCAAUGAGGGGAUUAACCUCAGCGGAGAGGGCCUGUGCUUUAAGCUGUUCUACGUGAAACCUGACAAGUACUCUGGGGAGGUGAAGAAGGGUCAAAGGAUUGGGACCAUGCUCCCCAUGCAGAGUGUCUACCCAGGGAUCACCUCUCACAUCCACGUCCAGAUGUGUGACAAGUCUGACCCCACCAAAUUCUUCUGAGGGCGUCACCCUUGGCCUCGAAUGAACCUUAUCAGUUCAUAAGCGACAACUGUUUUGUAGAAAAUACAUUAGCAAUGCAAACAACUGAAAUAAGAUUGGUGUGGUUGUAUGUCUAGUUGCCGAUGACUGUUCCCAGAUCAGUUGGCUGAUGGAGUACGGUUAUUGCUUUAAGGGUCAGUUAGUCCAUCAUAAAUAAGCCCUUUUCGUACCUCGGAGGUAUCUGUGACUUUUCUACAAUAAUAAAAACAGAAUCUGUUAUU